Molecule: messenger RNA, 804 nt
Organism: Eimeria maxima
Lineage: Eukaryota; Apicomplexa; Conoidasida; Eucoccidiorida; Eimeriidae
Exons: 8
Coding region: 1-804 (267 amino acids)
Source: RefSeq, a predicted model, not a curated record
AUGCUGGCAGAAGGUGGUAAAUGGCCGGGUGAAACCCAGAAAGCUCUGUUGGAUCAUGGCUCUGGUGAGGAAAUAGAAAUGCAAUGCCUCGGAGCGAGCAGCGCGGAAGAAACAACAGAGAGUGAGCAAGAGGGCAAUAAAUCACUCUGGUCGACGCUUUGGAGUGGGAAAUCUUCGAGUAUGCAGCAUCCACCAGCUGCAGAAGGGAACAGAGAAGAAGAAGAAGAAGAAAAAGAUACUUUCCUGGGACCUUCCACGUCUUCUGGUUCCGCAAGCAGUCAAGAUAGUGCAAGACACCGCGUAGAACACAAAACUCAUCUGUUCCUUGGAUAUUCACGUUCUCCGCAUUAUGAGAGACCCAACGAGUACUACGGUUUUCCACGAAUUGGCGGGGAAAAUGAGCAGUUGCGAGAUGCACUAACCAGUUUGCAAGAUUUUGCAUGGGAUCUUUGCCUCGCUCACACUGAACCGUCCACAAGGGUAUUCCAGGCCGAGGUUUUGCUGAAAAAUUGCAGCGGUAUCGCAGUAGUACAUAUACGGGUUGAAGAACAGCCAUUCGGCAGUAGGGGCCCGCUAGAUUUUCUCGUUGGAGAGGUCCAAUCUCUUUGGCGCGGGGUGGAUCAUCGCCAUUUUAGACGCGAUGUGGCUUGUGUAGUCGAAGAGAUGCUCGUGAAGGUGCUGGCUGAAGCUGAAGAGAGUGGAGACCAGGAAACAACUCGGCUGUGGUCUCUUAUUGAGAAGCCGAAGGGCGUGGGCACCACUGGCAAGGUUCUGCUUGAGGUCCAUGGCGAUGGUGCCGGGUAG